This is a messenger RNA of Pneumocystis murina B123, 1781 nucleotides long. RefSeq lists its product as hypothetical. The coding region runs from base 93 to 1781 and encodes 562 amino acids. Lineage: Eukaryota; Fungi; Ascomycota; Pneumocystomycetes; Pneumocystales; Pneumocystaceae. The transcript has 7 exons. The record is from RefSeq and is a predicted model, not a curated record.
AAUAUGGCAAUUUAAUACAAUUUUGUAUAAAAGAGUGAAUGUAUACGUAUAUCAUAAGAAAUUAGAUUUUUAAAUAUAUAAAUGCUAAAAUAAUGACAUCAGUAUCAAAGCUUCGGAUAAGUAAUAUUUUACCGCCUAUUAAAUGCUCGAAUUGCGAGGAAUAUGUCCAAUUAUCAAAAAUGGGAGAGCAUAUAUGUGAGAAAACAAAAGAAAUAUACCAAAAAAAUUUUAAGAAUUAUGCAUAUUCAUCAUCAUUUCCUGAGGCAUCUAAAUCACCAUUGGGGUCGAAUAAAGAGAUGAAUGAUAUAAGUCUAUUUACAUCUUCACAUAAUAAAUCAGUUUCUUCUAGCGAAGUUACUUAUAAGGAUGAUGAAAUAAGUAAAAAGGAGAAUUGUCAAAAAAAGCGCCAUAUUUUUGAGCGUUUAAAUACAGUUACACCAGGACCUUUAGGCUUACGUAAUCAUUCAGAUCUUAAGAACACGAAAUGUAUGGAAUCAGAACGUUCUUGUAAAGAUUCUUUGGUACAAGGAGUACAGGACAAGAGUGCGAAAAAACGUAGUGCUAGACUUCAACCUUAUAGAUGGCCUAAUAGUACAUCAAGUCAAUCUUCAAUAUCUAUGUUUGAUUCAUCGCCAUCAGAGAAAAAUUGUAUAGAUUCAAUGUCUCAAAAAAAAAAUAAGGAUGAUAUAGAAGUGAAUUAUGAGCAAAUGAUCUCGCCGACAUGUGAAAAUAUUGAAAAAAUAUUAACAUUGAAAGAUAAAUCGAAUUUAACAGAAUAUACAAGAGACAGGAGCUCUUGUACAGAAAAAAAAUCAAAAACAAGAAAUGAGACACAUUUACGUCAAAAUUCGAGGAAAGAGUCAAGAUUUCCGGAUGAAAAUAGCGAAAGAUAUUUAAUAGAAUGGGCGCGGAGAGAUAAAGAGCUUUCUUCAAAAUUUAUUGAGAAAACACCAAAUCCCGUUAUAUCAAUUCAAGAAUGCAAUAAUAAGAAUAUACAUUCAAGACCAUUUAAUGAAAAGAAAAUUUAUAAUAACAAGCAUAGUUAUUUUUUUGAACGAAAUAGUAAUUCUACCGCUUUUUCAACAUCUAGUAAUAUUAGUCGAGAUGGAAAGAUAUCUUCGUGUUCUAUAUCAAGUCCUAAUUCUGAAAUUUCUGUAUCAAAUCUUCAAAAGCAAAAUGUUAUUUCUAAGGACGAGCUACACACAGGAUCUUUUGAUAAAACGUUCAAUGAUCCGGAAAAUUCUCUUCAUAUGUUUCAUGCUCGUUCUGACGAUAUACUUGCAUUUCAUAUUAAUAAUACUUCUCAAAAAAACAUAAUCAGAAAUAAAUAUUUAUCUGAUUUUUAUUGCAAAAGAUGUAAUAAAUAUAUUGAAGGGAAAUCUAUUCGCUGUUCAGAUGGAAAAAUCUCUGGUAGAUUUCACCGUGAAUGUUUUAAAUGUUUUAAUCCGAACUGUCAAAAUUUAUUUACUACUUCUGAAGUCUACGUUUUUGAAGGUGAACCGUUUUGUUCCAAACAUUACCAUAUUCUUAAUAAUUCCUUAUGUACUGCAUGUGGGGAAGGUAUAGAAGGUAAAUGUUUUCAAACGGAAACCAACGAUAAAUACCAUUUUUAUUGUUUUACAUGCUAUUCUUGUAAAAAGCCUCUCAAUGGUGAAUAUUUUGAUAUCGAUGGGAAAACUUAUUGUGAAAAUGAUGUUGCCAAGCUCCUUACUCUUAAGAUGCUUCCAUAUCAACGUUUAGAGAAACGGAAGACUAAAAUACUUACUAUGGGGACAUUUUAA